AUGGCCGUGAAUGACACGAAUGAGUACUACCAAGAGGAGGAGGAGAACAACUGUUCUUCCCCAUUCGCUCCAGCCGAUGAUAGCACCUUCGAAAAGGCCAUCGAGACCAUGAAUGAGCACUACGAUGAGGAGGAGAAACUAGGUUUAUCCAUGGACAACGAGGAAGAGGGCGUGGAGGAUGCUGAACUUGUUUCUGAUGCAGAUGGUGGUGGUGAUGACGACGCCGGGAGUGGUGAUGGCCACUUCGGUGACGAUGACUACUACGACGACGACAUUGCCGGGGGUUUCAACGAUUUCUACGGUGAUGCUGGGGAUGGUCCUGAUGACUGGUGGUAG
Messenger RNA from Triticum turgidum subsp. durum (durum wheat), 336 nucleotides. The record is from the annotation of a GenBank genome assembly. Lineage: Eukaryota; Viridiplantae; Streptophyta; Magnoliopsida; Poales; Poaceae.